CGGCGCGCGGGCCACUCGCCUCGAGAGCUGCAGACAAACUGCGCGCCAUGAAAACCUGUCGCCUGCUGGUGGUGCUGACGCUGCUGUCGCUGGGGAGGACGGCGAGGGGCGGCCCGCUGGAGCAGGCGCCCCCCGGCCCCCGCGACCCCGUCCCCCAAGGGAGCGGCGUCGCCCCCGCGCACUCCCCCGCGGCCCCUCAGCAGCAGCAGGAGCAGCAGCGAGUCAGGAAGAGCCCAGACGCCGACCUGGGGACCAGCGGGUGGUCGGCCAUCGACGUGGGGCCCGAGGGCCACCGGCCCGCCGGCGUGGACGCCUCCAACGAGGCCGACAUCGGCAUCACGGCGCCCGGUGACGCCUCCUUCGAGGACGAGACCAGCGACAUCAUCGUCGGGAGCAGGGGAGCGCACGGCCCCGUGGACCCCGCGCCGUCGGGGUCGGGGAGCGGAUACGUCGUCCACGAACACGGCAUCAACCACGACCACGGUAUCGACCACGACCACGGCAUCGACCACGUCAGCAGCAGCGUGGCGGCCAACGCGGCCGGUGCGUGCAAGUGGGAGAAGAAGUUGGUGUGGAAGACGGAGUGGAAGCAGGAGUGGAAGACGGAGAAGAAGCCGACCCUGCGUACCGAGUGGAAGAAGGUGCAGGUGCCGUUCGAGAAGGAGAUCAAGGUACCCGUGGAGAAGGAGGUGAAGGUGCCGGGGUUCAAGACGGUCAAGAAGCCCGUCGUCACGGAGAUCCAGGUGCCCAUCUGGAAGGACGUCAAGGUGCCGGACGUGAAGACGGUCAAGAAGACGUACUGGACGGACGUGGCGGUGCCGGUGCAGAAGAAGAUCAAGUACCCGGUGUACAAGAAGGUGUCCAUCCCCGUGUGGAAGGUCACCGUGGAGCAAGACUGGACGGGAGACGCGGCCCAGAGCAAGCGCCUGAUCUGGAAGACGUCGUACAAGAAGGUCUGGAAGACCGACACGAAGACCGAGUACAAGACGGAGAAGAAGAAGGAGGUGAAGAGCGAACCCGUCAAGGUCUGGAAGACCGAGAAGACGCAGGUUUGGGUACCAAAGACGGUGGAGGAGUGGAAGGAGGAGAAGUUGCCCGUCUGGGAGACGAAGAAGGAGGUCGUGUGGGAGACGAAGAAGACGAUCGACGUGAAAGAGGAGUGGCAGAUGGUGUCCGUGCCGGCCGUCGAGGAUCAGCAAGUCCCAGAGUGGAAGAUGGUGCGGGUGCCCGUCUGGGAGGACGAGUGCGUCCCAACAGGACACUAGACUUUGACAGAUUUGUUCUCUAGCUCAAUAUACGUACCUAUUUUUUGCUCAUUUGAUUGAUUCAGUCAAAUUUCGUUGUUUUGUUGAUCGAUUUGUUGAUGUGUUAUUAUUGUUUUUGUUAUUAUUUAUAUUGUUAUUGUUGACGUUGACGUACUUGCUCCGCUUGCAGCGGUUGCUGAAAUACUCUCUGUGAUCAAACACAAAACAUUCAGAGUCGCACACCCAGACAUGCUUGAAACAAAGAACUACUGUCCUGAAAAUAUAAAGACAAGGUACCGAAAAUACUGCUAGUAACUUUCCUAACCGUGUGUACAGACUGCGCUCUGGAGAAGAUUGUGUUUUAAAAUGUCAAGUAAAUU
This is a messenger RNA of Frankliniella occidentalis (western flower thrips), 1624 nucleotides long. RefSeq lists its product as uncharacterized. The transcript is spliced from 3 exons. The record is from RefSeq and is a predicted model, not a curated record. Lineage: Eukaryota; Metazoa; Arthropoda; Insecta; Thysanoptera; Thripidae. The coding region runs from base 48 to 1265 and encodes 405 amino acids.